Messenger RNA from Trichoderma aggressivum f. europaeum, 2211 nucleotides. Its product is annotated as transcriptional regulator family: Fungal Specific TF. Gene Ontology annotation, molecular function: zinc ion binding; DNA binding; DNA-binding transcription factor activity, RNA polymerase II-specific. The coding region runs from base 1 to 2211 and encodes 736 amino acids. Lineage: Eukaryota; Fungi; Ascomycota; Sordariomycetes; Hypocreales; Hypocreaceae. The record is from RefSeq and is a predicted model, not a curated record. Gene Ontology annotation, biological process: DNA-templated transcription; regulation of DNA-templated transcription. The transcript has 6 exons.
AUGGAGAACCCGAAAGACAGGAGAAACCGGCUCCGUACGAAGGACAGAACACGGAUAGCAUGCCGCCGAUGUAAUUCGAAAAAGGUCAAGUGUGAUGCGGCUCCUGGAGUUCCUUGUUCAGGCUGCCAGAUUGCCAAGGCGGAGUGUAUCCUGAUCGAUUCAAAGCGCGGACGAUAUGUUCGUCGGAAGAAUAUACCGCCAAGUGAAGGAGAAACACGAGGCGAAACACCGGCUUCUGUAUCACCUCCAAAGGAUCCUCCACCGGUGUCUCUUAAAGACCAUAGCAAUAGUCAUGCAACUCUUAUCUCUGAGGGUGUCUCGACCGUGGAACCCGUGGAUGGCCAUUUACUACACGGCUUAUCGCAAUCCUUCGAACGCCGAGCUCCUACCGAUUCCAGUGCUUUGUUUUAUCUGCAUAUUGCCGAUCAGAGCGUUCGUCCAACACAACAGCCAAUAAAUGAUUCCAUCAGAACUUUCUACGCUGGCGAUUCGUUCAGUCUUACUUAUGCCAUCCACGAUGUGCUGGCUCCCUUUUUGAGUCAUAGACUCAACUAUCAGAAGCGCCUUCAUUUUCCUAUUGCUGAGGGGUUUGAUCCCUCAGACAUGGGGCGUGAGAACAUUGCUAAUGUUCAAGUGACCCUGUUGCGUGAGAGGAACAUUCUCCAUCGCCUGGGCCCAGAUGCUUUGGAGAGGAUGCUUGAUGUGUAUUUCCGAUGGUUCCAUCCAGCCUUUCCCUUGCUCAACCGGCAAGACUUUCUUCAGAAGUGUCUUCGCAACCAAAUGUCCUUGCUAGUUCUGAAUGCACUGUUGCUAGUUGCUGCUACAAUAUGUGACCAGGCGGACAUAGCCUUGACAGGAUGCAAGAGCAGGCAGCAUGCUCGUACAGUCUUUUACACACAAGCCAAAGCUUUGUACGAUGCCGACUUGGAUCCAGACAAAGAGAAUAACGUUGCUGCUGUAUUCCUGAUGAGCUUCUGGUGGGGCGGAUCGAAUGACGAGAAGGAUUCGUGGCAUUGGCUGGGCAUCGCGGUGAGCCUGGCACAAAGUCUAGGGAUGCAUAGAUCAACUGCCAAAUCUCAUAUGAGCAGUGAGAAGUCGAAGCUCUGGAGGCGCAUAUGGUGGUGUAUACGCAUUCGAGAUACGCUUACGAGUGGCUCUAUCGGUCGACCACAGCAUAUUUCCCAAAGAGAUUGUGAUGUAGAGAUGCUCGAGCCCGGCGACAUGGCCAAUGAGAAUCUUCUAGGGGCUGAAGAAGCGAUUUAUGCCUGUCAAAUGGCACGUCUAUCCAUAAUAUUCAGCAGAAUAAUUGCGUCGCGAUACGCAGCAGUCCAAUCAACGAGCCCUACCAAAAAGACCCAACUUGAAGACGAUUUGGAAAACUUUCGACAGCAGGUUCCAGCCGCAUUACAAUACAAAGGAGUCUAUGCCGAGACGGGCCAAGGCUUGUGGUCUGCAAUGCUUCUCAUGGCUUACAACUUUGGUGUGAUCCUUCUCUGUCGACCUACAGGUACUGGAGAUGAGACUGCCUCAAACUUCUGGGGAGAUCGGCCGAAAGCUAUGGCUGCUGCGAAUGAAGUUACGAGAGUGAUGGAAGAUAUCCUUUCUACCUCUCUCGUCCGCCUCUGCCAAAUCCAUACUAUCCCUGCUCUCUUCAACUCUCUGUCUAUGCAUGUCUUCUCUCUUUGUACGUCAGGAGCUAUUGGGAGAGAACUUGCCGAAAACCGAGCACGAACAUGCAUGCUUGGCUUGACUUGUCUUCAAGAGUCAUGGCCCGUUAGCGGUUGGAUCUUGAAACUAUUUGUCGACAUUAUUGAACGACUUCGUAGAAAGCUUACGAACCGAAACAAAUCUGGAGAGCUGAGUAUGGUGACGGCUAGCCCUGCUCUUGGGCUUUCACAGCAACAAAAGAGCACUACCCACCCAUAUAAUCAACACUCGGGGACCAUGGAGGAUAUGGGAAGACAAUCAAACACACGAGAACUCGAUAUCGCAGGUGCCAUGGACUCAACAUCUAGGCCACCUCUGGAGGCACUGGGCGAUAUUCCUAUGUUAUCGAACGAUUAUUCUGCCUUUAGUUACACCAACGCUGAAAUGUUGCCGAAUCUUUUUGUAUUGGAUGAUCUGUUUUCUGAUUUGGAUGCAGGUCAAGUGAACUUUUUCGAUUUGUUGGAGGUUCCAAACUACGAUACUAUUGAUGGAAUCUCUUAUUAG